AAAGUCUUAGAAAAUGUUGCCAAAAUCAUUAGCCUACCAAAGCUUAUCCCUACUCGUGUUGGCCUUGUGCUUGCGCUCAAUAUAUAUAGACAUAUAAACCGCCAAAGGCAUAAACUCUUAUCAAAACAAUACGGAUUCAUUUGCUUCUUGCUGUGUAUGGCAGAUCCAACACCGCUUCUUUCUCACUAUGAUCAGCCGGUAGAACGCAAACAGCCUCGGUCCCUCGAUGAGGCAAUUGAACGGUGUAUCGGAGACUUCGGGUGGUCGCAAUUCCUGCAAGCAAUACUUGUAUCAUUUGCUUGGGUCUUUGACGCACAGCAAACUUUCAUUAGUGUAUUCACUGAUGCUGAACCAUCAUGGCACUGCACUCAAGUGGUACACGAGUCAGUUUGUAACUCAUUCUCCAACAUUUGCCUACUCCCCAAAAAUUCAUGGUCUUGGGAUUGGCCUGCACACACAUCAAUCAUAUCGGAAUGGGGCCUUGAAUGUUCUAGUUCUAUCGUCAGAGGGCUACCUGCCUCCUCUUUCUUUAUGGGCUGCCUAACAGGUGGGCUUGCGCUAGCAACACUCGCGGACUCAACUCUUGGCCGCAAAAAUAUGCUCGUUUUCUCAUGUCUGAUGAUGUCUUUAUCUUCCAUCUUCACCGUCUUCUCUUCCAAUAUAUGGAUCUAUUCAGCCUUGAGAUUCAUCAACGGGUUUGGCCGCGCAACCAUUGGAACUUGUGCACUUGUGUUAUCAACCGAGCUAGUGGGAAAACGAUGGCGAGGCCAGGUUGGAGCUAUUGGUUUCUUUUGUUUUACCUUAGGCUUUUUAUCAUUACCACUAAUAGCAUUUAUAAAUAAAGGUUCUUCAUGGAGAACUCUUUAUCUAUGGAUUUCGGUACCAUCAAUCUUCUAUUGUAUACUAGUUCGUUUCUUAGUCCAUGAGUCUCCAAGAUGGCUUUUCGUCCGUGGACGCAAAGAGGAAGCAGUUUCAACCCUCAAAAGCAUGGCUCAGGCUAAUCAGAGUGUCUUAACAAUGAGUUUUUCCAAUGUCUUAAUCGAGCAAGAGUCAUGGAAUGCUGAUCUUUACUCCUCAAUCAAGAUACUUUUGAACAAGAGAUGGGCUUUUCGAAGGUUAGCAGCGGUUAUGUUAUCAGGUUUUGGGAUUGGGAUGGUGUACUACGGCAUGCCAUUAAGCCUGGGAAAUCUAUCAUUCAACCUCUACCUGAGCGUCACAUUUAAUGCGUUAUCGGAGCUCCCAGCAUCAUUGAUUAUAUUCUUCCUUGUAGGGAAAUUAAACCGGAAAGGCUCAUUGUUGGGCUUCACAAUCUUAAGUGGGAUAUGCAGUGUGCUUUGUGUGGUGAUUGGCAAAGUGUGGCCAGUUUUUCAAAUAGGACUGGAGCUGGUAUCCUUUUUCAGCGCUUGCCAAGCGUUCAACAUGGUACUGAUAUACACAAUAGAGCUGUUUCCCACUUGCGUGAGGAACUCGGCAAUCUCAAUGGCGAGGCAGGCGCUUGUGUUCGGGGGAGUGUUCAGCCCAGUGCUGGUGGCGGCUGGGAGGAAAAAUGAGCUGUUAUCGUAUGGGGUAUUUGGGUUGGUGAUAGGGGUUUGUGGGCUACCAGUGCUUGGGUUACCGGAGACAAGGGGUGGGACAAUUUGUGAUACAAUGGAUGAAGAAGAGCACAAAGAGAAAGCCAAGGCGGCUGCUACUGCUAUGCUGGCAAAAACUGGUUCGCCCUAGCUCCUUCUAGUGGAAUUAAUAUAUCAUUGCUUAAUAGUAGUAAUCCAUAAAUGUUGUCUUAUGAAUAAGGCUGUAAUUAAGAUAUUUGUUGUCAUCUGGUGGAGGCCAAUCUUUGCUAAUAAAUUUAUUAAUUGGCAGGAAAGGUCUUUUGUAUUGAGUUUUUUCCUGCACAAGUGUACAUUCAAACUUUUAUUCCCAAAUAAAGGCACUUUUAAUCUUUUUUCUUUAAAUGGAGUACUAAAAGCAAUGUCAACCAUGUAUCAUUAUCUACAUUGUUUACGUGUAAAUUGGAUUAAUUUUAUUUUUUAUUUUUUAUUUUUCAUUUUCUUACUUUUCUUGUCUUUUCUUUUCUCACCACUUCUAUUUACCAUUAUUGGUUAAUCUUUAAUUACAAUGUAAAAUAAUUUAAAACGAUUCCCUCGUUCCUAACAAAUUUUCACCCACGUCCAAAAUCCGGUACUAUCAUUUGAAAUUCUUCCUUUGAAGCCUAGACUUCUAUUCUUUUCAAACUUGCAUCGAGAGCACCAAUGGAGGGAGAGAAUUCAAGGAAGCAAACAAACAAAUUAAAGCAUCAGUUAUAGAAAGCAUCAGUUAAUCUUUUCCGCAAUUUUGUUCGCAUGGAGGAGAAGAAAAGCAUUACAGGAGAAAGGAAAAAAUAUUAAAAAAAAAAAAAAAGAAAAGACAGAGCAAAAACGAUAAAAAUGGUGUUCAUUGCCAUGUUGACAAUUUGAGCACGGAGACAAUGACAUAGACUUAAAAUACCUUAUUUAUAGAAAAAAGAUUAAAAGUACCUCAUGUUGGGAAUUAAG
Durio zibethinus is the source of this 2531-nucleotide messenger RNA. NCBI's taxonomy places the organism in Eukaryota, Viridiplantae, Streptophyta, Magnoliopsida, Malvales, Malvaceae. The record is from RefSeq and is a predicted model, not a curated record.